AGACACAAACUUAUCGAAAAUUCAUAAUCAACUACUUGCUUUAAAUUCCAAUUAAUUAACACCCAUUUUACAAUAUUUGAAGAUUCUAUAGCUAGAGAAUUCAAGAAUGGGAGUAAAAGCUAGCAAAUUGAGCCAACUAAUUGGAGCUAAAAAUGUUAAGAGAUUAGUUUGUCCUUCAACAGCACCUAGAGGUUAUGUGCCUAUUUGCGUUGGAGUUAAUGAUGAUAUUAGAAGAUUUGUUGUUCAUACUCGAGCUCUUGGUGACGCUGAGUUCUUGGAGCUUCUUUGUAAAUCGGCCGAAGAAUAUGGGUUUUGUAAUCAAGGUGUUUUGAGGAUUCCGUAUGAAGCAAAAGAUUUCGAGGAGUGGAUGAUUAGAAGAGCGGGCUUGAAGAUUAGUCGCGUUAAAUCGGGGUAAUUAGUCUUUUUAUUUUUAUGUGUAUUAGUUCAUGUAUAUAUUUAUUGGAUACGUUUUGUGAAUAUCUUCAUUGGUGAAAUUUCAAUUAGCAAAAGGAUUAUUAGUA
Molecule: messenger RNA, 521 nt
Organism: Mercurialis annua (annual mercury)
Lineage: Eukaryota; Viridiplantae; Streptophyta; Magnoliopsida; Malpighiales; Euphorbiaceae
Product: auxin-responsive protein SAUR40-like
Exons: 1
Coding region: 107-415 (102 amino acids)
Biological process (GO): response to auxin
Source: RefSeq, a predicted model, not a curated record